Paramuricea clavata is the source of this 273-nucleotide messenger RNA. The record is from the annotation of a GenBank genome assembly. NCBI's taxonomy places the organism in Eukaryota, Metazoa, Cnidaria, Anthozoa, Malacalcyonacea, Plexauridae.
AUGAAGCAUCUCGAAAGGCAUCGCAUACUCAUUGAUAAUCAGCACGGCUUCCGGGCUAAACGAUCCACAGAAACUCAACUGAUAUGCACUGCUCAUGAUAUUACUAAUGCUAUUCAACAAAACAAACAAGUAAAUUUGGCUAUUUUAGACUUCUCAAAAGCUUUUGAUAAAGUCCCUCAUCAGAGAUUAUUGACGAAGUUGGAGUACUAUGGGAUCCGGGGUCCACUCCAAGAAUGGUUUAAGUCGUUUCUUAUAGAUCGAAGUCAAGUUGUG